AUGGCACCUAGAUUGCCUCCCCCUCCUCAGCCGAGUGAACCUGAUGCUUCCAACAACUCUAGAUUGUUGGAGAACAUCAUUGAGAGACUCCAACAACAAAAUACCACAUUGAUGGAACAAAAUGCCGCGUUAGUGCAGCAAAACCAAACAGCCAUGCAAGGUUUGGAAGCUUCACGUGCUAGCUCGGAAACAACUCAACGUCAGCUGAUGGAGAUUCUAGCAACAACAAGGCACACUGCGGGAGCGUCUUCUUCCAACGCUGCCCCGCCUGCAGCUGAAUGGAGCUUGGAGAGUUUUCUCCAACACCAUCCGGCUAAGUUCAGUGGGAAAGGUCUCCCAGAUGAAGCAGAUCAGUGGUUAAGGGAUAUCGAGAAGAUUUUCAAUGCCAAGAGAUGCCCAGAUGAGAAUAGAUUAUCGUACGCGGAGUAUUUAUUGACGGGAGAAGCAAGUCAUUGGUGGACGAGCGCGAGAGCCAUUCUCGCAGACGCACGACAACCGGUCACUUGGGAAGUGUUUAGGGCCAAAUUUUAUGAAGAAUAUUUUCCGGACAGCGUUCGGUUUGCGAAGGAAGUAGAAUUUCUACAACUGGUUCAAGGAGGUAUGUCUGUUUCCGAAUAUACCAAUAAGUUCAAACAUCUCGUCAGAUUCAAUACCAUGGCCACAAGUGAAGUAUGGCAGUGUAGAAAGUUUGAAAACGGAUUGCGGAGCGACUUGAAAGUGUUGAUAUCCAGUUUGUGUAUCCGAACGUUCCCUGCUAUGGUUGAGAGAGCCAAGGUCCUGGAGAGGAACAUGGCAGAAGCGGAACGUCAGAAGAGGUCGCAACAAGUGAGUCGAGGACCAAUCGUGUCCAGGGGAGGUGCUGUACAGAGGAGACCUCCUUACGCUCGUCCGAAUCAGUCUUCCCAGACGAGCGGAUCUCAAGUAGUGGUUCCUGUCGGACAGUCUGGACAGGGAGGUGUAGUUUGUUUCCGUUGUGGAGGGCCUCAUUAUAGGUCUUCCUGUCCUCAAUUGGUGGGAGUAAAGCAGUGUAAUCGUUGCGGAAGAAACGGGCACUUGGAUCACGAGUGCAAUAUGAGUGGGCGUGCGGUGAUGAGGCCACCCAAUGCUGGAAGGAAUCAGGCGAGAGGAGGACGAGCCCAAGCAAUUGGGCGAGUAUAUGCUAUAACGAGCGCGGAGGCAGCGAGCUCAGCGAAGGAGUUGGUCUUCCCUGGUGAAGAAGAAGAAGUUCUUUCAGUGACGCUCGGUCAGCUGAAAGAAGAUAUUAUGGAAGGCGCCAGCUGUUUCCUGAUUAUGACUCACGAGGAUCAAGGAUCCAGAGAAAUGGUGGAAGGACGAUCAUCCACUAGAAACGGUAAUGGACGGUCGGUUGUAGACGAGUUUGCGGACGUUUUUCCGGAAGAGAUCCCUGGACUUCCCCCUCAGCGUGAAGUGGAGUUCACAAUUGAUUUGGUGACCACAGCGGCUCCCAUCUCGGUUCAGCCGUAUAGGAUGUCGCCUGCGGAGUUAGCUGAGCUAAAGGAGCAGAUUGAGGAGUUGAUAGAGAAGAAAUUCAUUAGGCCGAGCGUUUCACCGUGGGGAGCGCCCGUGCUGUUAGUGAGAAAGAAGGAUGGCAGCUCUCGGUUAUGUAUUGACUACAGGCAGUUGAAUAAGCUGACCAUCAAGAACAAAUACCCGUUGCCAAGGAUUGAUGACUUGUUGGAUCAACUGCAUGGGGCAACGGUGUUCUCUAAGAUUGAUUUGCGUUCGGGAUAUCACCAAAUCAGAGUGAAGGAGGACGACAUCCAGAAGACUGCUUUCAGGUCACGUUAUGGGCACUAUGAAUAUGUGGUGAUGCCUUUUGGGGUAACGAACGCUCCAGCCGUGUUCAUGGAGUACAUGAACCGCAUAUUCAAGCCUUAUUUGGACGAGUUUGUGGUUGUCUUUAUAGAUGAUAUUCUCAUCUAUUCCAAGACCGAAGACGAGCAUGAAGAACACCUUAGACUGGUACUUGGAGUGUUGCGAGAGAAAGAACUAUAUGCCAAGUUGUCUAAAUGCGAAUUCUGGAUGAAGGAGAUUCAGUUUUUGGGUCACGUGGUGUCGGCUGGAGGCAUCUCAGUGGAUCCAGCGAAAGUGCGAGCGGUACUAGAUUGGGAGAGUCCGAGUUCGGUCACGGAAGUACGCAGUUUUGUUGGACUGGCGGGCUAUUACAGACGUUUCAUUGAAGGUUUUGCUAAGAUAGUAGCGCCGCUAACUCAAUUGACCCGUAAAGAUCAGCCUUUCGCUUGGACCGAUCGUUGUGAAGCCAGUUUUCAGGAGUUGAAGGUGAAGCUGACGAGCGCCCCGGUGCUGGUUAUUCCGGAUACGUCUAAACCGUUUGAAGUCUAUUGCGACGCUUCUCAUCAAGGUCUGGGAUGUGUUUUGAUGCAAGAGAGGCGAGCGGUAGCGUAUGCAUCUCGGCAGCUGAGGAUUCACGAGAGGAAUUACCCAACGCACGACCUGGAGUUGGCAGCGGUCGUUUUUGCACUGAAGAUCUGGAGGCAUUUCUUGUAUGGAUCCACGUUCCAAGUCUUCAGUGAUCACAAGAGUCUCAAGUACCUCUUUGAUCAGAAGGAGUUGAAUAUGAGACAGAGGAGGUGGCUUGAGUUCUUGAAGGACUAUGAUUUCGAGCUGCUCUAUCAUCCCGGAAAAGCAAACGUGGUAGCGGACGCUCUAAGCAGAAAAGUGGUGCAUAUGUCGUCUAUGUUGGUACGCGAGCUGAGCUUGGUAGAGAGUUUCAGAGAUCUAAGGCUACAAUUUGAGUUAGAAUCAAGCAGUAUCAAGUGUUGUACCCUUAGCAUAUCUAGCGACGUGUUUGAUCGGAUUAGGAUGAAGCAACGCGAGGAUGAAGAGCUGGAAGCUCAUCAUAGCCGUCUUAGCAUGCACCCUGGCAUGACUAAGAUGUAUCAAGACCUCCGGAAAUCGUUUUGGUGGCCUGGAAUGAAGGGUGAUGUCGCUCGUUUCGUGGCAUCAUGUCUAACCUGUCAACGAGCGAAGGCAGAAUAUCAAAGACCUGGCGGAUUACUUCAACAGUUGGAAAUUCCCGAAUGGAAGUGGGAUAGCAUCUCCAUGGACUUUGUGACUCAUCUACCACGAACGGUUAGGAAUCAUGAUUCAAUUUGGGUGAUCGUGGAUAGAUUGACUAAAAGCGCUCACUUCUUGGCCGUGAAUCUGAAGAUGUCCAUGACAAGUUUGGCCAAGUUGUAUAUCAAGGAGAUCGUUCGUCUUCAUGGAGUGCCUUCAAAUAGAUUGAGGACGUCCUUGAGCAGGCAGAAAUCCUAUGCGGAUAGAAGAAGAAGACCAUUGGAGUUUACUGCAGGAGAGCAUGUGUUCCUUCGACUAAAUCCAGUCACUGGUGUAGGACGAGCCAUUCGUCCAAAGAAGCUGUCUCCCAAGUUUAUUGGACCCUACCAGAUAUUGAGGAAGAUCGGACCAGUGGCGUACGAGCUUGCGUUGCCACCUCAACUAUCCAACCUUCAUCCUGUUUUCCACGUCUCUCAACUUCGAAAGUAUAUAGCAAAUCCGUCACACGUACUGGAGUUAGAAGACAUUCAACUACGUCCAGACCGAACGUUAGAACUGCAUCCAGUCCGUGUUGAAGAUAGCCGCACCAAGUACUACAAGGGCAAGGACGUUCGUUUGGUGAAGAUGGUGUGGGACGCUAAGACUGGAGAUUCAACGUGGGAAGUGGAGAGUGCAAUGAGGGACUUGUAUCCGCAACUAUUCACGGGUAAGUUCUAA
This is a messenger RNA of Vigna angularis (adzuki bean), 3756 nucleotides long. RefSeq lists its product as uncharacterized. The transcript has 4 exons. Gene Ontology annotation, molecular function: zinc ion binding; nucleic acid binding. Bases 1 to 3756 code for a protein of 1251 amino acids. The record is from RefSeq and is a predicted model, not a curated record. NCBI's taxonomy places the organism in Eukaryota, Viridiplantae, Streptophyta, Magnoliopsida, Fabales, Fabaceae.